AUGGAUAUUGGACAAUGGGGUUGUAGCCAUGAGGUGUAUGAGGGGGGCUGCGGCACUGCCAAAAAGUGGAAAAGGAGAAAGUGGGAAACCAAGAUUUCAAGUGCAAUCAUAUUGAUUCUACUACUAGCUGUUACUUCUAGAAUUUGUUUAUAUCAGUUUAUUAUGUCUUCAAGAUUAGGUAUAUUAUUUUUUUUGCUACUCUUAAUCUCAUCCUUCACUUCGGUACUGAAGAUAAAUGCUGAAGAGUUCUCAUCUGAAGAGCGUUUGAAAGAGUGUGAGAGGGAACUUAAAUCAUUAGUAAGACAUCAUGGGGACUGUUCAAGUAAAUUAGAGAGCAUGAGGAGUGAAGUUAAGCAUUUAUUUGAGUCAGCUGAGAAAUACGAAAGGAAGCUUAGCCAAUGUACAUCAAAAACUGAUGAAACUGUAAUUAUAACCUGGAGAACUAUAAAACACUACUUAUAUCACUACAGUAAACUGCUGAGAACUUUGUUUGUUAUUUGCUACCAUAAGUUACCAGUAGAAUUUCACCAACAAUUAACUCUCUUGUGCAAAUACUCCAGAAAAUACCUAAAACCAUUCACUGAUAAGUGUGGAGAAUUUUCUCCAAAGAUUAUUAAUACUCUAAGGGCUUAUGCAGGUCAUUAUGUCGUUUUUCUGGAGCCAUAUACUGAAUAUGCACACUUUUGUGGUGCAAUGCUGAAUGAAAGGAUUGACAAUCUUGUCUUAAAUAUUGAAGAUAUACAUCCUGAACUGAUAGACACAAUACCGAAAGAAUUACACGACAGAUUGUUGUAUAUUGUAUUUUCUAUUUUGGUCCUGUUCAUGGCAUGGAAAGUGAUUUAUUGCAUAUUAAGACGUGCUUUUGGAUGUUGCAGAUUUGGCUGCUGUGUAAGAUCUGGUGUUAGACCUACAAGCAAACCCUCCUCAACAAAGGCUACUCCUAGCGGUAGAAGACGAUGA
This is a messenger RNA of Cryptosporidium muris RN66, 960 nucleotides long. RefSeq lists its product as uncharacterized. The transcript has a single exon. Lineage: Eukaryota; Apicomplexa; Conoidasida; Eucoccidiorida; Cryptosporidiidae. The record is from RefSeq and is a predicted model, not a curated record. The coding region runs from base 1 to 960 and encodes 319 amino acids.